Molecule: messenger RNA, 5180 nt
Organism: Bubalus bubalis (water buffalo)
Lineage: Eukaryota; Metazoa; Chordata; Mammalia; Artiodactyla; Bovidae
Gene: ITGAX
Product: integrin subunit alpha X
Exons: 30
Coding region: 186-3686 (1166 amino acids)
Biological process (GO): cell-cell adhesion; cell-matrix adhesion; cell adhesion mediated by integrin
Cellular component (GO): external side of plasma membrane; integrin complex
Molecular function (GO): integrin binding
Source: RefSeq, a predicted model, not a curated record
UCCUGGACACAGUGUUUGUGGGCUGCCUGCCCCUUUCUCUGCUUAUUUCACUUGUAUUCUCCACCCCCACCUCUGAGUCAUGCUGACAACUUCCCUCCCUGCAUCUGGCCUCUUGAGCUUCUCUCUGCUCACUGGCUUCCUUGGCAUCUUGGUCCAGCUCUUCCCUUUGGGGCUCAAGUGCUCUGAUGCCCACAUCUGACCUUCUUGUCAUGACCGGGACCCAGGUUUUUCUCUUCCUGUUGAUGGCCCCGGUGUCCUCUCUCUGCUUCAACUUGGACACGGAGCAACCGACAACCUUCCAUGCAGACAGCCCUGGGUUUGGACACAGUGUGGUCCAGUAUGCCCAAUGGCUGGUGGUUGGAGCCCCCCAGGAGGUAAAGGCUGCCAAUCAAACAGGCGGCCUCUACUGGUGCGACUACGGCAAGGGGAGGUGUGAGGCCAUUCCCCUGCAGGUGCCUCCAGAGGCUGUGAACAUGUCCCUGGGCCUGUCCAUGGCAGCCACCACCAACCCCUUUCAGCUGCUGGCCUGUGGCCCCACCGUGCACCAUGCAUGCCGGGAGAACAUGCACUUGACCGGGAUCUGCUUCCUGCUGGCCUCCCCGUUCCGGCAGGUCAAGAGGAUCCCGGCUGCCCUGCAGGAGUGCCCAAGGCAGGAUCAGGACAUCGUCUUUCUGAUCGACGGCUCAGGCAGCAUCUUUUCCAGCGAUUUUAACAAAAUGUUGAACUUCGUGAAGGCCGUGAUGAGCCAGUUCCAGCGUCCCAGCUCCCAGUUCUCCCUGGUGCAGUUUUCCAGCACGCACAAGGUGCACUUCACUUUCAAAGACUUCGCUACCAGCUCAGACCCACUAAACCUCCUGAAUUCCGUCCGGCAGCUGCAAGGGUGGACGUUCACGGCCUCAGCCAUCCGAUUUGUCACAGAUCAACUGUUCAGUGCCGCCUAUGGGGCCCGAAAAGAUGCCUCCAAAAUCCUCAUCGUCGUCACUGAUGGGGAGAAAACAGAAAACCUGGGUUACAAGGAUGUCAUUCCCCGGGCUGAGGCCGCCGGCAUCAUCCGAUAUGCAAUUGGGGUGGGAUCAGCAUUUCGAUACAAAAAGUCCUUGCAAGAAUUAAUCGACAUUGCCUCCACACCCUCUGAAGAGCAUGUAUUUCAAGUGGAGAACUUUGAUGCUUUGCGAGACAUUCAGAAACAACUGAAAGAGAAGAUAUUUGCCAUUGAGGGUACACAGACCAUAAGCAGUAGUUCCUUCGAACUGGAGAUGUCUCAGGAGGGCUUCAGUGCUGUGUUCAUGCCUGAUGGACCAGUUCUGGGGGCUGUGGGGAGCUUCAGCUGGUCUGGAGGUGCCUUCCUGUACCCCAAAAAUAAGAACCCCACCUUCAUCAACAUGUCCCAGGAGCACGUGGACAUGAGGGACUCGUAUCUGGGUUACUCCACAGAGCUGGCCCUUUGGAGGGGGGCACAGAGCCUGAUCCUGGGGGCCCCCCGCCAUCAGCACACCGGGAAGGUGGUCCUCUUCACCCAGGUGUCCAUGCAAUGGAGGCCGCAGGCUGAAGUCACAGGGACCCAGAUCGGCUCCUACUUCGGGGCCUCCCUCUGCUCCGUGGAUGUGAAUGGAGAUAGUAGCUCUGACCUGGUCCUCAUUGGGGCCCCUCAUUUCUACGAGCAGACCCAGGGGGGCCAGGUGUCCGUGUGCUCCUUUCCCCGGGGGAGAGCUAAGUGGCAGUGUGAUGCUGUCCUGCGAGGGGAGCCGGGCCACCCCUGGGGCCGCUUUGGGGCAGCCCUGACAGUGCUGGGGGAUGUGAAUGGGGACAGGCUGGUGGAUGUGGCCAUUGGGGCCCCGGGAGAGCAGGAGAACCAGGGUGCUGUCUACCUGUUCCAUGGAACCUCAGAACUGGGCAUCAGCCCCUCCCACAGCCAGCGGGUCACAGGCUCCCAGCUCUCCCCCAGCCUCCAGUAUUUCGGGCAGUCGCUGAGCGGGGGUCAGGACCUCACCCAGGAUGGACUGGCAGACUUGGCUGUGGGGGCCCAGGGGCAUGCACUGCUGCUCAGGACCAGACCUGUGCUCAGGAUGUGGGCAAACAUUCACAUCACACCCGCAGAGAUCGCUAGGUCUGUGUAUGAGUGUCAGCAGCUGGUGACCUUUCCGCAUGAUCUGGGCAAGGCCACUGUCUGCCUCCAAGUUUCCGAAAGUUCCAAGAACCAGCUGGUUAACCUCCAAAGCAUUGUGACCUUUGACCUAACCCUUGACCCCGGCCGCCUGAGUCCUCGUGCCAUCUUCCAAGAAACGGGGACUCGGAAUCUGACCCGUGUUCGAGAGCUGGGGCUGAAGCAGCACUGUGAGGCUGUGAGGUUGCUCCUUCCGGACUGUGUGGAGGACUCGGUGACCCCCAUCAUCUUGCGUCUCAACUUCUCCCUGGUGGGCAAGCCCAUCUCUAGCCUAAGAAACCUUCAGCCUAUGCUGGCAGUGGGUGCCCAGAGAUACUUCACAACCUCUCUCCCCUUUGAGAAGAACUGUGGCGCGGAUCACGUCUGCCAGGAUGACCUCAGCAUCUCCUUUGGGGUCUCAGACUUGAAGACCCUGAUCGUCGGGAGUAACCUGGAGCUGAACUUGAAAGUGAGAGUGUGGAAUGAUGGCGAGGACUCCUAUGGAACCGCAAUCACCUUCUUCUACCCUCCAGGGUUGUCUUACCGACGUGUGACUGGGGGCCAGAGCCAUCUGCAGUCGCGUUCCCUGCGCCUGACCUGCGACAGCGCCCCCGCUGGGACCCAGGGCACCCGAAGCACCCGCUGUAGCGUCAACCACCUCAUCUUCCGUGAGGGUGCCCAGGUCACCUUCACGGUCACCUUUCACGUCUCCCCCAUGGCCACCCUGGGAGACAAGCUGCUUCUUGCCGCCAAUGUGAGCAGUGAGAAUAACAGCCCCAAGACAAGCAAGACCGCCUUCCAGCUGGAGCUCCCUGUGAAGUAUGCCGUCUACACCGUGAUCAGCAGCCAUGAACAAUCCACCAAGUACCUCAACUUCUCGGCCUCACAGGAGGAGGGCAGCGGGGAGGCCCAGCACAGAUACCAGGUGAACAACCUGGGGCAGAGGGAGCUGCCUGUCAGCAUCGACAUCUCAGUGCCCAUGGAGCUGAACCAGGUGGCCGUGUGGAAGGACAUAGAGGUCCUCAACCCCCAGAACCCCUCCAUUCAGUGCUCUUCAGAGAGAACAGCGCCCACAGAGUCUGAUUUCCUGACCCACUUUAAGAAGAAGCCUGUCCUGGAUUGCUCCAUCGCUGUCUGCCUAAGGUUCCGCUGUGACAUCCCCUCCUUCGGCGUCCAGGAGGAAUUUGACUUCAUCCUGAAGGGCAACCUCAGCUUCCGCUGGGUCAGCCAGACACAGCAGAAGAAGGUGCUGGUCGUGAGCGUGGCUGAAAUCACCUUCAACAGACUUGUGUAUUCUCAGCUUCCAGGACAGGAGACAUUUUUGAGAGCUCAGACGGAGCUGGUGCUGGAGAAGUAUGAGGUCUACAACCCCAUCCCCCUCAUUGUGGGCAGCUCUCUGGGAGGACUACUGCUCCUGGCCCUCAUCACAGCCCUACUGUACAAGGUUGGUUUCUUCAAACGUCAGUACAAGGAAAUGAUGGAAGGAGCAAACAAACAGAGUGUCCCAGAAAACGAGACAGGAGACCCCCAAGCUGCCCAAUAAGAUACUGCCUCCCAUUGUCCUACUGUCUCAUCUGAGAGGUUCCCUGGCCUUCUCACUUUUGCCCGAUAAGCAACUACCUCCUGUUCUCCUUUGAACCUGCUCUCCCCUGAACGAUUCCCUAACCUGGUUACCCUCACCCCAGUCAGGCCUGAUGGGGAAGCAUUCCAAGCGAGGGGAGCUGGGAUCAUCUGCUUUCUGUCCUUGGGAGGAUGCAGUGUGUUUGCACAAAUCACCUUGCCUGGGAGGAGGCAUUGGUCUUGUCAAGGCUCCAACUGGAAAUCCCAGGACAGGAUCCUUGCUGUGCAACCUGAGGACUUGACUUGGAAUUUCUACCUAGAAAUCCAUGGACAGAAGCCUCAGGCUCCAGUCUCUGUUCCUCCACUAACCACGGAUGAUCUUCCUAAAAUAUAGUACUAAACCUGCCACGCAUCCUCAUCCAUCCUCAGUGGUUCCCCCUACUCGCAGUAUAACUUCUGAACUCCCCAGCUUGUGAAGCAAUACACAGAUGCUUCUUACAAACCCUGGGAUGUAUGGAAGAUGACAUCGUUUGCAUAUGGUUGGUGACUGGAGAGCACUUUGAAGUCCUCUCUCAGGCACCUGCUGCCCCUAAAUAAGGUCAUUCUUAUUAUACUGCCACCUAUCUCAGCAUAACGGUCAAUGUGGUGCCUUGUGCCGAGCUGGGAGUCAAUGCACAGCAGGCCAUUCACUGGACAGCUCCUACUGCUGCCUCCAAUAAGGUGCAUGGGCCACAUGGACGUUUUAAUUAGAAGAACAGAAGGGGAGGCACUUGACCAUGUGAUUUGAGGGGAAGCCGUUCCUUCACCUCCACCCCAAAUUAUCACCCCAUCCACCAUAGGGUCCCAAACCCUUUUGAAUUUGGAAGUUGGGGGAUCUCCAGAAGGUCCAGUUAUGAUGAAAUUCAUUAAGCUGGGCUCCAAUUUAGACCUUAUGAGAAUUGGGGUUUAAAGUGUUGUUUUUCAAAAUGUGCUCCACAAAACUCCAAAGGUUUCCUAAAUACUGUUUUAGAGGGGAAAAAAAAAGACAAGAAACAGUUUUAAACCCAUGCAUCUCACAUAUUUGAUCCCAGUGACUUUCACAGAAAUCCUGCCAUAUCCUUAUAAUUGUGCUCCUAAAGCUUGUCCCUGGGCUCCAAAGACAGUAGUUUAACAUUCAGGCAAUGGUGCUAUUUUCAUAUAAUUUUCCUGUGUGUGUUAUUGUUUCCCUUCAUUAUAUGCUCAAUUUUCAUGGUUUUCAUUGUGUUGUGUUAUAUGCCCAAAUCACAAAAAUGGAUUGAUGGCUCAAAAAUUAUUCAUCGAGGGAUAAAUAUUGUAAUUAAAAAAUAAAAGAGAAUUGGUGCAACUAGAACAAUGUCAUCAAAGUCAGUACUGAGUGAGAUUGCACUUCACAUUACUAUAGAUGUAUGAACGCUGGGUUGAGUGAUUGUGAGCUGAGAAAUUAAAACGUGUCUAGGAAAUAUACCAUCUGAAAAUUGGA